AUGAGUGAUGGAAAUUUUAAAGCUAACAUUAUUAAAAUAGGUGAAAAUUCAAUUUUUUUUAAUAGAUGUAAUAAAAUUAAAAAAUUACAAGAAGAUGUAUGUGUAGCAGAGCAUGCUUUUAACUGGAGCAAAUUUCAAAGUAAUAGUGAUUGCUAUAAUUCUCAACUACGUUUUGAUGAAUUUUGUGAGCUACCAAAUAACAGGUUUAUGUCAAAUACCAAAAAAAGUAUUAAUACAAAUAGUUGUGAAAUGAAAGAUGAAGAUAAACAUUUAAAUCAUAAAAUUAAUCUAACCGAUGGACCAUGUUCACAAUAUAAAGAAUUUAAUAUAAAAAAUAAUAAAUCAGAUAACAUUUUUGAAGAAACAAUACAGUCAAAUUCAUUUGUUGAUAACCAUAAUACUGGUAUUGAAAAAGAAAUAAUUUCUAAAACAAGUGAUGAAAGUAGUGUUGGUAAUUUUGAAGGUGAUAGUAAUGAAAAAAAAGAACCACAAAUAGCUCCAUUUGAUGAAUGGACAAAAGAAAAAUUAAAAAUGAAUAUUGAAUCAAAUAAUAAAGUUAAUAGUGUUAGUACAGAAAAUAUAUCUAUAGUUUCAUCUACAAAACAAGGAACUGUUAAUAAGCAACUUUCAUCUGUGACUACAAAAAGAAAUUACGCAAGUAAAGAGUGUGGUGCAAAGGUAUUGCUUUCAAAUGAUGAAGCAGAAUUUAAAUCAGCAAUUUUAAAUGAUAAAGAACGUGACAUUUAUAUGAGAAAUCCUUGUGAAAAAGCUCAACAAAAAUUUUCAGUGAUAGAGCUUUGUGAGACUAUUGUUCCUACUGGAAUAGAACUUGCCAAUUUUGAAUUGUUUUCCUCUGGACCAAAAGAAUUUAAAGUUUUUGUUAGUGAAAGAUUUCCAACUACGGAGUGGCAUCAAAUAGGAGAAUUUGAAAUGAUGAAUAGUAGAGAAAUUCAAAAAUUUGAUCUUAUUAAGACUGGUUUAUAUGUUAAAUAUGCUAAAAUUGAACUUACAUCACAUUGGGGAAAGGAACAUUAUUGUACUUUAUCAAUGGUUCGAGUUUUUGGUAUUAGUAUGGUUGAGGAGUAUGAAGCAGAAGCAUCUGUUAUUAAUAUUCCUAUUCUUCCAGUAUCUGUAGUUAACUCUGCCACUAAUCAAACACUUGAUACUAGUAUUUCACAAUCAAAAGAAUUAGUUAGUAAAGAAAUAAAUAAAUCUUCUAAUGAUGAUGGAAGUGUCAAAACUUUAGUUGAUAAAGUUGUUAAUGCCGUUGGUUCAAAAAUUGAAAGUAUUCUAAAUACUGUAAUGAAAAAUGGUAAAACGAAAGAAAAUUCAAUAAAACUGGAAUCACUUACUUUGGAAGAGCAAUGUACAAAAUGUUUAGUAGAUCACGAUCUUGUUUAUUCACAUGAACUUUGUCAUUUUUAUAAUUAUGUUAUACGAAUAAUUUCUAGAAGAAAUAUUAUUAAAAAUACUAAUAAGAAUAAAACUGUAACACCUCGUUCACCACCACCAUCUUUAACAUCAAUUAAAAAGUAUCGUGAACAUGAUAAAUAUGUCAAGACAAAAAAAAGACAGAGAAGAAGGUUAUUAUUUCAAAAAUAUUUAAACGAAAAAAUAAAAAAAGAAGAAGAAGUUUCAAGUAUUGAGAAGAAAAUUAUCUUUCAAAAUGGAGGGGAUCAUUCAUUACCGGCUGCAAAUAUGAAUUAUAAAGAGAGCGUUUUUUUAAAAUUAAAUAAAAGAUUGUCUAAUUUAGAAUUAAAUAUUUCAUUAACUAGUGAAUAUUUAAGUGAAUUAAGUAAAAGAUAUGUUUCUCAGACAUCUGAUAAUAUGAAAAUGCAUGAAAGUACUAUUAAAAAAAGUGAAGAAUUAAUAAAAAGAUUGAUGAAUGAUUUCAAAUUUGAAAUUGAACAACAAAUAAAUUUGAUGAAGGGAGAAAUUUUAUCUUUUAAAAAAAAUAAUAGAAAUUAUCAAAAAAUGGGAUUUUUUGAUAGUAGUUUAAGUGUAACAAAGCCUCCUGAAAUUGUCAAUGGAGACUGCCCAUCAGGAAGACACUUACUUAACAAUGGUAAUGAUAAAAUUUGGACAACAGAACAGGUAUUAUUUGUUGUUGUUGGAACUCAAUUCAUCACAAUUGUCUGUAUAUUUUUACUACAAUGGCUUUUUAGUUGGCUUUAUUCUAAAAAAGAAGAAUCUAAAAAAGAGAAGGAAAUAGAAAAAAUUAGAAAUGAAAUUGAAAUGUUAAAAAAUAUAGUUUUAGAGGAAAGUGAUCAGGAAGAAAAAGAAGUAGUUGAAGUAAUAGAUGAUUCACAACCAAUUACAGUUAAAAAAAAGAAACGAAGGAAGAAGAAAACAAUAAUAAUAGAUAAUGAUUGGGAUUCUGCAUUAGAUAAUCCAUCUCUUCCUUCCGAAACACCUACACCUUCGGAACUAUCUAUAGAAACAGACAGAAUCCCAUUGACACUAUGUAAUGGAAAUGUUCCCUUUCAAAAAAAGCAUAAUUUACUUCUAACAGCCGAUGGUUUUCAAAUACAUUCCAAUAAAAAAAAUUCAAAGUUAAAAAAAAUCAAUUCAAGUUUGAUAAUUAAUGCUUAA
Strongyloides ratti is the source of this 2592-nucleotide messenger RNA. Its product is annotated as Chromosome 1 open reading frame 9. Lineage: Eukaryota; Metazoa; Nematoda; Chromadorea; Rhabditida; Strongyloididae. The coding region runs from base 1 to 2592 and encodes 863 amino acids. Gene Ontology annotation, biological process: protein folding in endoplasmic reticulum. The record is from RefSeq and is a predicted model, not a curated record. The transcript is spliced from 2 exons. Gene Ontology annotation, cellular component: membrane; cytoplasm.